AUGGCUCUUCUGGAACUCUGCUCCUUUUGUGUUCCUCUCCUGUGCCUGUCUCCUGCCCAAAACACGUUAGAAUUGCAGAGACUGACCUUUCCUACAUCAUUGAUAUCAACAGACUCAUGCCACUCAGUGUCCCCACUUAGGGUCUCUGAGACUGGAGCUGCAAGAGAGGCCACCAUUAUGAACUUAGACUCCACCAAGGCCACGUAUAAGAACAAUGUCACGACCAUCUUUUUUGUGGGAUUCCAGAACCAUCAAAUAUUGAAUCUAUUUCUCUUCCCCUUUUUCCUUAUAAUAUACAUUGUGACAAUUUGUGGAAACCUCUUGAUCAUCAUGCUGGUGUCCUACAGUAAGGGCCUCCAUUCUCCAAUGUACUUCUUCCUCACCCAACUUUCUGUAAGUGACAUCAUGUUGUCCACAGAUAUUACCCCUAACAUGUUAAACAUUGUACUGCAUGGGCAGACCUCCAUAUCUCUUGUUAGCUGUUUGACUCAGUAUUAUUUCUUUGGCUUAUUGGAAGCAGUUGAAUGUUUUCUACUGACAGUGAUGUCCUAUGACCGCUAUCUUGCCAUCUGUUCUCCUCUGCAUUAUGCCUCCAUUAUGAACCACAUGUUUUGCAUUAAGUUAGUUGUUAUAUCUUGGCUGUUCAGCUGCUCUGUCGCACUAAUUCUAACUCUUAGUAUGUGUCAACUACAAUUCUGUGGGCCAAACACUAUUGACCAUUUCCUAUGUGAUUUUUAUCCUCUGGUGCAACUUUCUUGUUCGGACGUGUCCAUAAUUCAAAUGCAGACCACUUUAUUGAGUAUUCCUGUUUUAGUGGUACCAUUUCUUGUGAUAGUAGUUUCAUACACAUGCAUUGUUUCAACCAUAUUAAAGAUAUCCUCCAAUUCUGGAAGAGUAAAAACCUUUUCUACUUGUAGCUCCCACCUGACAGUGGUGUUUAUUUUUUACGGGACUCUAAUCGCCACAUACAUGAUUCCAAAUGGAGGACAAUCCCAUAUUAUCAGUAAGACCCUGGCUUUGCUGUACACUGUUUUUACACCAUUCCUAAACCCUUUCAUAUACAGUUUGAGGAAUAACGAUAUCAAGGAAGCUAUAAGAAAUGUUUUGAAUAACAAAAUGGUUUAA
Molecule: messenger RNA, 1125 nt
Organism: Nanorana parkeri
Lineage: Eukaryota; Metazoa; Chordata; Amphibia; Anura; Dicroglossidae
Product: olfactory receptor 10A7-like
Exons: 2
Coding region: 1-1125 (374 amino acids)
Biological process (GO): G protein-coupled receptor signaling pathway
Cellular component (GO): membrane
Molecular function (GO): olfactory receptor activity; G protein-coupled receptor activity
Source: RefSeq, a predicted model, not a curated record